AUGCAAUCAUCUAAUCAAAAAAACAGUGAAAUGAAUCCAAUUCUAUCUAUAACGCCGUAUCCACCGAUUGUUACGCCUCAGGAUCUACUCGCGAAAGCAGGCGCAAGACUUGAAAAAAGCGGAAAAGUAUCCAGAAUUCCAAAUGCAUUUAUCGCAUUUCGCAUGGAUGUCUGUCGUGAAAUUCGUUUUAUGGGUGAUCAUAACAUUAGCCAACCUCAACUUUCUUUAAUGUGCAAAACUUUAUGGGAAAAGCAACCAGAAUAUGUCCGAAAUGCUUAUCAACACAUUGCAGCGUCCGCAAAAAUUCUUUACAAAAGAAUGGUUCAAAAUCGCAUACAGCAAAGAUUAGGAGAAACCGGUGAAAAGAAGACUUCGUAUGAACAAACACCGUUUCUAGAUGACGAGAUGAACGAAAAUCUUGAUCCAGUAAAUCAAGCUGAAAAUCCUUCUUUUGUGACAAUGACCUCUUCCGAAGUGUCUGCACAUGAUUCUUCGAUAUUAUCAUCUACCACAGCAGCUGGUCUCGCUCUUCCUACUUACAAUUCGAAUUUGACUCUUCAAAAUGAAAGUCAAAAUCAUAUUAUCGAAGAAUCGCAAAAUUUAUCAUCAAUUAAUAAUUUCAGACCUCCCGAAUUUAAUUCGAAUUUCUCUGAUCCCGUUCAAACACAAGAAUCCUUUUCAGCCGAAUCAUUCAGUAAUGAGUAUUUACAUUUAGAAGUUCAAACAUCCUAUUUUGAUCUUUCUUUCGGCAAUAUUAAUUUUGAUUUGAUGGAUUCGGGAAAUGUAAUGGAACCGUCGAGUUUUGAAUCCUUCAAUAACAGAGAUCAAGAAUUCCGUUCCGAUAUGCCCUUUCAUUCAACUUCUAAUAAUUUGAAUGAGAUUCAACAACCAGAUCAUAAUCUAAUUGAUAUUAUUGUUAUGAAUAAUAGUGCUGAGAAAACUCAUGCGCACGAUCAUUGUAAUGCUGGAGAUUAUAUUAUCGAAUUGCGCUCAAAACUUCAAUUUUUAGAGCGAAAAUUAGAUACUUUGAUAAAGUUUUUGAACGAGAAAGGAUUCGAGGUAAAUGAAAAUUAG
Messenger RNA from Ambispora gerdemannii, 1074 nucleotides. NCBI's taxonomy places the organism in Eukaryota, Fungi, Glomeromycota, Glomeromycetes, Archaeosporales, Ambisporaceae. The record is from the annotation of a GenBank genome assembly.